CAAACACUGUUUGAAACAGAAACUUAACUAUGCGCCCACGUGACCGUCACUUGGAGACGGCGUUCCGGAAUCCGCUUCCUCGAACGCCACCUACAAGCUGGCUAUUCCUCUCUUACACCAUACUUGUGCUGAGCAGCGAAAUAAUGCUUCAAGCCAGCUGUCUUUGUACUGGGUAACGGAUAUGUGCGUCGAGUCAACAGGGCCGUUGGUCAUGCACGGAACAUCACGUACGCACCGCAUUGAGACCUCUUAUGACAUUUGCGGAAGUGUCUCUGCUUUCUUCUGCUGCUGUCAUGCAUCUUCUUUGUGAAAUGCUGCCAGUACACAGAAAGUCUAGCGUUGUCUACGUCAAACUCGGACCUCUGGCUGAGCGGGAGAAAUGCACUACCUUACGAACUACCUUCCGACAAGCCGAGAUGCAGUGUGUAUUCAAAGCCAUAUGUAAUCUUGCGGCCUCUACGCUCCACAAUGCUGAGCCAACGCUGCCAUGCGCACUCCGUCUUCGCCAUCGGUUCCGCUAUCAUCUCACGGAUCCUAUCGAGCACCACGAGCUUCACAUCGAAGUAUUGCUAACAAAUUCGCUCGUCUUAGGGCAGCGCAAAGAACGCGGAUACUACGGGUCCUACAUCCGGACGGUCAGAAUUGCAAUCGGACACGAGUCCUCCGAAAUGCGGAUAUGGUCUCCGCGAAUGAAACACAUAGGUAUCCCUUGCCGGAUCGGAAAGGACGCCGUCGAAUGUGGAUAUGGAUAUCGUGCCAUCCGUGUUGCACCCGCGUCCUGUCCGCGCUGCCGCGAUGUCCGACGUCCCGACGCAAAAUCGCAUAAAUAGCCAACGCAAACUCACUCAAGCUCAUCGAAUCUGCACAGACACGAACAACUCCAACUUUACACUGUCUUAACAUCUAUCGUCUUA
This is a messenger RNA of Fomitopsis serialis, 914 nucleotides long. RefSeq lists its product as uncharacterized. The transcript is spliced from 2 exons. The coding region runs from base 252 to 830 and encodes 192 amino acids. The record is from RefSeq and is a predicted model, not a curated record. Lineage: Eukaryota; Fungi; Basidiomycota; Agaricomycetes; Polyporales; Fomitopsidaceae.